AUGUCAUAUUCGAGAGAGUAUCUUCAAGAGGAAUGGUACGAUGAUGUUCUGCCUCUUGAUCAAACGCUCCGUUUGCUGCUUAAAGUCGAGAAGUACCGUCUCAACAUAUCAAAAGCCAUUGAACAUCCGCACACAUACAAAAUGUGCUACAAAUCCUGCGACGUCACCCUUCUCGAGGAGGGCCCCGAAACCCCCGUACUCAUGAUUUCUAUAGUAAUCUUGAGCGGGCCUGACUAA
This is a messenger RNA of Penicillium daleae, 237 nucleotides long. RefSeq lists its product as uncharacterized. Bases 1 to 237 code for a protein of 78 amino acids. NCBI's taxonomy places the organism in Eukaryota, Fungi, Ascomycota, Eurotiomycetes, Eurotiales, Aspergillaceae. The transcript has 2 exons. The record is from RefSeq and is a predicted model, not a curated record.